Molecule: messenger RNA, 1308 nt
Organism: Salvia hispanica
Lineage: Eukaryota; Viridiplantae; Streptophyta; Magnoliopsida; Lamiales; Lamiaceae
Product: ATG8-interacting protein 1-like
Cellular component (GO): intracellular membrane-bounded organelle
Source: RefSeq, a predicted model, not a curated record
ACGCCGGUACCUCGUAUAUUCUAACCCCCUCCAUAUUUAUCUACAAUAUUCUUUUAUGUCGUAUUAUAAUAAUUCUCGAUAAAUCUCCAAUCAUUCUUCUCCUUCAACCUCCGUUACUUCCGCUCGAUCGUUAUCUCCACUCCUUUUUCUAUAGGAACUAUUGGUGGGUUGGCAGUCCUGUAAAUGGCCGAUAAUGAAGAAGCGAAGGAAAUUGGUCCAAGGGGAAAUGAGUGGGAAGUUGUAUCGCUCACCGCGUCUGCAUAUGCUGCUGCUCCUGGACCCGAACCAGUUGACUCAAGCGAAGAUAGCAUAAUGAUGUUAGAUAAGCACGAGGGUGAAACUUCAAAUGCCAUGUUUAUGUCUGGCCAUUUUGUUUUUCCUCCAAACCAGCACGAGAAUUUGCCAAUUGAACCUGAAUUCAACGAAGUGGACAGUGAAAAGGGUGGAGAAGAUGAUGUUUCUCAGUUGGGUAUAGAGGAUAGAGUUAAAUCAGAUCCGAAGGAUGAAGACAGUGCAACUAUUGAAGGACUCAUGACUGAGGAGUUUCCUGGAAUUCAGGUACUUGAUAUAAAAGGUAACACACUAUCUCUAGGUGGAGCGGAUCUGGGAAAAGAUAUGGCCUUUGACAAAGCGCAAAGUAUUUACACCCCUUCGGAGUUUAGUUUGUUAAAUAGUGAAACGGCCAUGGGCAUAUCCAAUAAUAGUGGGGACGGUGCAGGAACUGAUGAUUCAGUUGAACCUCUUGAUGCCUCUGUGGAUCCUGACUUGCCAAAUUUCCAGAAGGCCGUGGAGGGGGGCAAAUAUGAUGAUGCUGACCUUCCUUGUGAAGCUUGGUGGAAAAGACGGGCCUUAUCAGUGUAUGCUCAUGCAAAAGAAGCAAAUACGGUCUGGUCUAUUUUCCUUGCAGCAGCUGUUAUGGGACUUGUAAUUAUCGGCCACCAGUGGCAGCACGAAAGGUGGCAGAUUUUGCAACGUAGGAUACAGUUUGGUAUUAAUGAUGAGAAGAUGAGCAGGUUGCUUGCUCCCAUAUCCCGCCUUAAAGACGUUGUAAUUGGUGGCCACAGACGGGGUUCACUGAUUAGAGGGAGCGCCUCAUCAGAACGCUAAGAUGAUGACGAAAAAGUUUCAUUAGGGGUAAGAGUUCUACCGCAUGUCAUACGCAAGUUCUAUCAAAUUUGACUGUAUAUCUCUCGAGUCUCGACUAAGCCUGUUAAUAUUUUCUUCGUCAUGCUUCCAUCAUGAUGAGGUUUUUCUUGAUAUUUGAAACUGUGGUGUUUAAAGUAAGUUGUCAAAUUACUUAUUUUCCAA